This is a messenger RNA of Opisthorchis viverrini, 222 nucleotides long. RefSeq lists its product as hypothetical. The annotation marks the transcript as partial. The transcript has 2 exons. Lineage: Eukaryota; Metazoa; Platyhelminthes; Trematoda; Opisthorchiida; Opisthorchiidae. The record is from RefSeq and is a predicted model, not a curated record.
AUGAAUGCAACACGUCUUGAUUAUGUGCAUGGACAUUCGCCACAACUGACCUGCCAGUUUCGUCUAAGCGAAACUGUUCCGACCACAGAUCUUGGGCAACCUGGCAGUAUCCCAGACCUCGUGCAACCUUCGGUUGGCAUGACAGUUAGGCACCAAAAGGGUGCUACAGCUGAACGAUUUCUUUUGUCAAGCGUGGUUAUCAAUAGAGUGGUAUACGCAAAA